GGAGCCGCGCAAGCGUACACCGAAUUUACUCCCUGGUCCCUCAUGCCCCCGCCUCCAACCCCCGCUCUGUCUGCCCAAUACGCAGGCGCGUCUCCUCAAGUGCUUUCCCUACCCCCUCCUCUUUCUCUUCAGUCCAUUCCCCCUCCUCUCUCAGUAGCUCCGCAGGUUCAAACUCUUCUCCCGGAGAGUGGCGGCGAUCGUGAGGUCACGUGAUGAGCAUCCUGCUGCCCAACAUGGCGGAGUUCGACACCAUCUCGGAACUGGAGGAGGAAGAAGAAGAAGCAGCAACGUCGUCGUCGUCGCCGUCGUCGUCGUCGUCUUCGUCGGUAUCUGGGCCUGAUGAGGAUGAGGAAGAUGAGGAGGAAGAUGAGGAGGAGGAAGAAGAGGAGGAGGAGGAAGAAGAGGAAGAGGAGGAGGAGGUGCCGCCCCCGCCACGGGUUGUGAGCGAGGAGCAUCUGCGGAGAUAUGCCCCAGACCCUGUGUUGGUGCGCGGCGCCGGCCACAUCACUGUGUUUGGAUUAAGCAACAAGUUUGAUACGGAAUUUCCCUCGGUUCUGACAGGGAAGGUGGCUCCAGAAGAAUUUAAGACCAGCAUUGGCCGUGUGAACUCAUGUCUGAAAAAGGCUCUCCCAGUCAAUGUGAAAUGGCUGCUGUGUGGAUGUCUCUGCUGCUGCUGCACCCUGGGGUGCAGCCUGUGGCCUGUUAUUUGUCUCAACAAAAGAACCAGAAGAUCGAUUCAGAAGUUACUAGAAUGGGAAAAUAACAGAUUAUACCACAAGCUGGCUUUGCACUGGAAGCUGACUAAAAGGAAAUGUGAAAGUAGCAAUAUGAUGGAGUAUGUAAUACUAAUAGAAUUCUUACCAAAAUAUCCCAUCUUCCGACCCGACUGAGGAGUUUCGUUCGGUCAUGUCUGUGUUAUCUGUCAUUUCCUACCCUUAGUGCCUUGUAGAUGAUCUUGGAAUGGAGACAGUCUCCUUUGCUGUGUUCACUUUAUUCUUUACAACAGUAGAAUAUUCUUCUCAUUCUUUGAUUUGUGUUGAUUUCAGAAGACAAUUUAAUUUGCACAUCUUUUCUGUUAUUAAAUGAGGCUUGUGUUUUG
This is a messenger RNA of Peromyscus leucopus (white-footed mouse), 1099 nucleotides long. It is a transcript of the gene Chic1, whose product is annotated as cysteine rich hydrophobic domain 1. Bases 213 to 890 code for a protein of 225 amino acids. The record is from RefSeq and is a predicted model, not a curated record. The transcript is spliced from 6 exons. Lineage: Eukaryota; Metazoa; Chordata; Mammalia; Rodentia; Cricetidae.